AGGUUGAGCGGCGUGAGAGGGGAGGUGUGUGUUGCCUCUCAGCUGUCACGCUCUCACGCACGCGCCUGAGCGCCCCUGGCCGGGCUCGCGCGUUUACCGUUUCAUUCGAACAGCGAGCGAGAGGCGAGCUCACGAGAACCGACCGGGUCGUUUUUUUUUUAAAAAAGAGAGAGAGCGAGAGAGAGAGCGAGAGGGGAGAUAGAGACAGGAGGAAAAGUACAACUUCCGCUUGUGCCUCAUGGAGCGGCGUGAGCCGUCCCGCUGCGCAGUACGGGCUGCGCACUGGCCCUCUUCACUCCCUCCUCCCGGAGUCUAACAAGAGGCCGGAGCGGAGCGCAAGAGAGAGAGAGAGAGAGAGAGGGGCUGAAAAGUGACUCGUUAUCACCUGAUCGCGCACCGCACGGCGGCCCCGGCGUCAUGGCUUCGGAAGAGCUGUACGAGGUAGAGAAAAUUGUGGCCAAGAGGAAAAAUAAAAAAGGGCGAACAGAGUAUUUGGUGCGGUGGAAAGGUUAUGACAGUGACGAUGACACAUGGGAACCAGAACAUCAUCUGGUGAACUGUGAGGAGUAUAUUCUGGAGUUUAACAGACAGCACAGUGAUAAGCAGAAAGACGGUCCUUUUUCCAGAGCAAGCAAACACAGUCUGAACAAUGCUCGAAAACAGAUUUCCAGGUCAACCAACAGCUCUCUGUCAAAGUCUGCUCCAAAAUCAUCAGGAGUUGGUAAAGAUAAUGACUCAAAAAACAGCAGUCAAUUCUUGUCAAGUCACCAGAAAUACCGAAAAAGCAGCUCACAGGCUUUCUCCAGUAGGAAGACAAUGGACCUUUCUAAAUCUGGCAUCAAAAUCUUAGUUCCGCGAAGCCCUCUAAAGAAUAGGAUAAUUGAUGGUUUUCAGGAUACCUCAUCAGACAGAUUAGAGCAAAUGGCACAGAAUCCAGACUCUGUAGCACCAGAACUGACUAUUGAAAAGCCAGUUGGGGCUUUGCUUAGCCCUGGAAGUGAAAGAGCCAGGAUGGGGACCAGGCCAAGGACGCAAUCCUUAUCACCACAGAUGCAACUGCCAGUGACCGCAGCCACAGCUUCAGCGUUAUUUAAUGGCAAAGGUACAUCUCCUACAUUCUUAGAUGCAUUGGGAGCCAAUGGUACAACCAAUAUUCAAAGUUCAAUUACGGGAGUUUCAGCAAACAAAAGGAGAUUAAUAGAAGAGCGACGGGACCAACCUUUUGAUAAGAGACUAAGGUUCAGUGUCAGACAAACGGAAAGUGCCUACCGAUAUAGGGAUAUUGUUGUCAGGAAACAAGAUGGGUUUACACACAUUUUACUUUCUACCAAGUCGUCUGAAAACAAUUCCUUAAAUCCAGAGGUUAUGAAGGAAAUGCAAAGUGCUCUGAACACAGCAGCAGCUGAUGACAGUAAACUGGUUUUGCUGAGCGCUGUAGGAAGCGUGUUUUGUUGCGGUCUUGACUUUAUUUAUUUCAUUCGACGGUUAACAGACGACCGGAAAAGGGAAAGUACUAAAAUGGCCGACACUAUCAGGAGUUUUGUCAAUACAUUUAUUCAGUUUAAGAAACCAAUCAUAGUAGCUGUAAAUGGACCUGCAAUAGGCCUCGGAGCUUCCAUAUUACCUCUCUGUGAUGUGGUGUGGGCAAAUGAGAAGGCGUGGUUUCAGACUCCCUAUACUACAUUUGGACAGACACCAGAUGGGUGUUCAUCGUUGAUGUUUCCCAGAAUAAUGGGCUUAGCUUCGGCAAAUGAAAUGCUCUUCAGUGGACGAAAGUUGACUGCACAGGAAGCAUGUGCAAAAGGAUUGGUGUCGCAGGUUUUCUGGCCUGGAACAUUCAGUCAGGAGGUUAUGGUCCGAAUUAAGGAACUGGUCAUGUGCAAUUCCCUUGUACUUGAAGAAUCCAAAGCUCUUGUUAGAAAUGCAAUGAGGGGUGAUUUGGAGCAAACAAAUGAAAAGGAGUGUGAUGUUCUGAGGAAAAUCUGGAGCUCUUCUCAGGGGAUGGACUCGAUGCUGAAAUAUCUACAGAAGAAAAUCGAUGAAUUCUGAGUAUGUGCUUUGUCACUGGAAGAUUAUUUCUUGAUCACUUCGUCCCUGUUGACUUAACAAAUGCCCUGACUUAAAAAUAAGGGGGGAUGGAGGAAAAUCUAGAAAACAAAAGCAGGUCUCAUCUGCUCAAGAGCAAAGACUGAAAAAGUUGUUCCGAAGAUCUCAUCAAGUACUGUAUUUUCAACAUUCAGAAAGACCGGAAGCAAACUUAGCCGAUAAUGAUUGGAACUGCACUACCAAACGUUUCAGUUUCUGCUCAUCCAGUCGCUUUUUGUCCUUUGCUAUUACUGCACUGUACCGUACUGUGCUUUCCAAAUCCAGAUGUUUAUUAUGUAUUGUUUGUGACAGGGCAGACUGGAAAAACACUCAGCUUGAAAAGAUGGAAGGAGAGGAAAAAAACGGGUAAAAAAAAAACAGCCACCUUCUCGCUGCCAGAGAUCAGUUGGCUGGUUUAAUUUUAUAUAUAAAAAACUGAAAGGUCAGAAGAAUGUGGUUUGGGGGGAGAGGAUUUUACAUACCUCAAAGAAAAGAUCAAAAAGUCUUCGAUUUCUGACAGUGGACCCAGUAUCUAACAUAAACCUUUAAAGCUACACAUAUCCUUUUGAAGAGUCUAUCUAUAUGUACAUGUUAAAUGUGCUCAGGAGGUGUGUUUUAAGUGUUUGACCCACUUUCAGACAUGUUAGUAUAUUGUUACCCAGUAAGCAUGAAGAACCACUGGCUCUUUGAGAGAGAAAAACUUGCCUUGCAGUAUUAGUGAUUCUUUGUGAAUCUUAUAUAUUAAAGAAAUGCAUAAGUUAAGAAUUAGUUGUAGUGUUUUAAAGUGUAGGGAUUUUUUUCUUUAUUUUUAAUCAACUGCAGAUGUAUACUUCUGUUUCUGGGUGAAAGCGUUAAAUUAUAGAAAGAGCUUGUGUUUUCUUUGCAGGUUAAAAUUGAUAUAUUACACCAAAAACUGCUUUAUGUAUUCAUAACUAUGUAUGAUUUUUAGACCACUUUAGAAGGGUUUCUUUAAUUUAAUAAGUUAAAUUUUCUAUUGGCACACUAUACAAUAUAAAACUCCUUCCAAAAACUACCUUAAAACUAGAUGGUUUCUUGUGUCAACUUAUUUUAUGAUACACUAUAUGGUGUUCUUAACAGUACCCCUUGUAAAUAAAAUGCUCAUUCCUUUUAGGAAUGGUUACUAAUUCCUGUUUGCAGAUAUCUGAAUGAAUAUAGAUAUCUGCAUUUGCAAUCUUUCUGAAUGUAUGAAGAAUGGAAAUUAAAUCUUAUUUUUGUACAGUUUAUUUGUUUGUACUUAGAAAUGAUCACCUCCUCUUGCCGGUGGAGAGCUGUACAAUGUGUAAAUCUGCCUUUUAUUUGGAUUGGUACAGUAUUUUUGCAUCUGUGGGACCUACUUUUGUUCAUUAGUUUAAACUAUAUUAUAAACUGUACAAUCUGUAAAGUUUUAUAGAUUAAUAAUUAAAGAUUGAGCUGUGAAAAGACCUGGGUAAAUAAAACUAAUAUUUCAUACUCAAAA
Messenger RNA from Callorhinchus milii (elephant shark), 3562 nucleotides. RefSeq names its product chromodomain protein, Y-like (gene cdyl). The transcript has 7 exons. Gene Ontology annotation, cellular component: nucleus. The coding region runs from base 418 to 2049 and encodes 543 amino acids. Gene Ontology annotation, molecular function: transcription corepressor activity. The record is from RefSeq and is a predicted model, not a curated record. NCBI's taxonomy places the organism in Eukaryota, Metazoa, Chordata, Chondrichthyes, Chimaeriformes, Callorhinchidae.